Protopolystoma xenopodis is the source of this 552-nucleotide messenger RNA. NCBI's taxonomy places the organism in Eukaryota, Metazoa, Platyhelminthes, Monogenea, Polystomatidea, Polystomatidae. The record is from the annotation of a GenBank genome assembly.
AUGGCGUUUCUAAUGCCAUGCAUUUGCACCUUGAUCGUAACACCAUCUCCCGUGCAUGUACAUAAGCGCAGGACUACACCUAAGCAGCCUGUUGACGUGGCCCUCGGCUGGACUGCCUGCGGAGCCCACAAUGAGCCUAGCCGAAAUUGGCUCCAAGACAGCGGUCGGAAUGGUGUCGAGAUGGACUGUUUGUUUAUCCUAUCUAACUCGGCUGUAAUUUAUGUGACACGGGAAGAGGCAAAUAACAAUGCGCAUCUGCUUACUCCGAGGUGCCUUUCUACCGUGCCGAGGGAAUGCACCAACUGGCCGGAUCCGAUUGGGGAUAGCUCCGGUUCCCCCUCCAUCCUGGACGGACGGACAAACAGACAAACGGACAAACGGACGGACGACUUGAAGACAGCCGUGCGGUUGCUUGACUCCGAUCUGGCCUUGUCUGUCUCGGGCAAAUUGGCUCGUUCAUGCAUGGCCAAGCGAGAAGUAGCUGUUAUUGAUAGCCGCCGAUGGAGGCCCAAAAUGAGCUUCGCCCCAUCGGGAUCGCACGAGCGCCCUUAA